AUGCUUGAAUUUUUUGGGGACUGGAAUGCAGCUAGCGCGUAUUUCUAUCUGCCCAUCGACGAGGAGAACGAUGCCUCAAGUUCGACGGUAUCCAAGCAAAUAUCAUGGAAGGAGGGCCAAUCGGGAGACGUGAAAGGCUGCGCGCCAUCUGACUCUGCUUCCGACGCGCGAGCACGCCCAACGUCGCGUAAGACGGCUGCGAUAGACGACGUCCUGGCUCGGAAUGAUCUGUAUGAGGUCCUCGGCAUACCCAAAUCCAAGGCAGUCGAUAGACUGGCUCUACGUCGAGCUUAUCUAUUGAGAAGCAAAGAGUGCCAUCCAGAUAAAUUCCCAAACAAUCCUGAAGCCACUCGCGCUUUCCAGAAGGUUUGCAUAGCAUACGAUGUUCUAAGCAAGCCCUCCUCGAAGCGAAUAUACGAUUCGUGUCGGAGUCCUCAGGACUUCUUCAACGCACGUCCGCCGGGCUACUCUGAGCAAACCUUCCGAGGGGUGGUCAUCGGCGUCUUUAAUGACUUCUUGGACGGAGAUCUGGAAAUGGUCCGGACUCUGCUGAGAUCUGUCAAUGAUAUUAAUCCAUCCCUACGAUUAGGGGAGGAAACCGUGAACGCAGUUUUGUCGACCCUACACAAUAUACGCGAACGAGCUCUCACUUGCCGAACGUGUAUCCUAGCUCUCCAUGCUGAGCUUGGCCACCUUCUGGAAGUCCAACACGCCUUCCGCCAACUCUCCUAUUUCGACCUCAUGGGCCGGUCACGCCUUACUGUCCAAUUAGCCCGCAUUACCCUCAGCAUGCCGAUGGCCAUCGAACGCGCCAUACAAGAGCAAGCACUUCUUUCAGGUGCAGAUAUCAAGAAUGAGAAAGCUCUGAUCCCUCGACCGGUAGGGGCAGUGAUCCGCAGCGUUGUCCUCGUCCUCGAGCGCUUGGAGCGCAUCCUAAAGUAG
Messenger RNA from Gloeophyllum trabeum ATCC 11539, 942 nucleotides. RefSeq names its product DnaJ-domain-containing protein. Gene Ontology annotation, biological process: cellular response to misfolded protein. Lineage: Eukaryota; Fungi; Basidiomycota; Agaricomycetes; Gloeophyllales; Gloeophyllaceae. Gene Ontology annotation, molecular function: Hsp70 protein binding. The transcript is spliced from 4 exons. Gene Ontology annotation, cellular component: endoplasmic reticulum membrane. The coding region runs from base 1 to 942 and encodes 313 amino acids. The record is from RefSeq and is a predicted model, not a curated record.